AUGAAGGUCGCAAUCGCAGGGCUUGGAGAUGUUUCCAAAUAUCUCUUGGAAGAACUUCCUAAGGAGGGACACGAGGUUGUUGUUUUAACACGCAGUCAGAAGCCACACAUCAAAGCUGUGGUACAGCGAGUAACUGAUUACUCUGUUUCUGAUUUAAAACAACAUCUCACCGACUGCGAUGCUGUUGUUUCCGCAAUCACCAUUCACGUUCCGGAGUUUGCAUCUAUUCAUCUGGCGAUUCUCGAUGCAUGCAAGCAGUCUGCAAGAUGCAAGCGUUUCCUCCCUUCGUCUUGGGCAGGCAACUAUGAGGAGGUGAACGACCAGCCACUAUUUGCAGGCGAGGACCUUUUGCCCAUCCUUGAUGCCCUUAGGGCCCAGAAGGAAGUCAGCUGGACCUUCUUCUGCCAAGGGUGGAUGGUGGAUUACAUUCUCCCUUCAAAAUCACGUUACUUAGCCGAUUUUGGCGAGCGAUGGGUUCAGAGCUACGAAACCAAAGUUUACACCCUGUACGGAAAUGGUAGCCAAAAGGUCGACUUCACGUCUGCUCGGGAUACGACCCAUGCUGUCGGUGUCUUGUUGAAACAUGACCGCAGCACAUGGGAGGAGUUCACCUGCGUUUCUGGACAACGCAUGACGUGGCGAGAGCUAUAUGACUUCAUUAAGUCUCGAGAGCCUGAGUAUACACUGCAGAAGAAGUCUCUGGCCCAAAGUAUUAAACAAUUUAUGGCUAAAGAGAGCAAGGAUAAGGUUGCUGCAUCUAUGUACGAGGUGAUGGGCCACAGCGAAGCACUCGCAUUCCCUGACGGGAAGGUAGAACAACACCGAGAGAAGUUUUUCAAGAAUAUGAAAUUUCGGACUCCAGCAGAGAUAUAUGAUGAAGCGUUGGGAAACCCUGACGUGGUAGUUUAG
Molecule: messenger RNA, 909 nt
Organism: Fusarium sp. VM40
Lineage: Eukaryota; Fungi; Ascomycota; Sordariomycetes; Hypocreales; Nectriaceae
Source: the annotation of a GenBank genome assembly